AUAUAAUGAAAAAGGGUUUUGAGGAGAGAGAGAGAGAUUCGCUAUGGAAACUGGAAACCCUAAAAAUUAAUUUCCCUCACUCGUCUUAGCCGCAACCAGCCCUAGUCCACCCUCCGCCACCACGCACGAUCAUCUUCCCAGCCUCACCGUCGGCGACUUGCUUCUGGCACCCACGACAAGGUGCAGCCUUGCUCCCACCGCGCACGAAACCGUAGCGUGCUUGCUUCCACCACACACGACAUCGGCGCCUCCCACCACCCUCCGCCACAUCACCACCUCCAUCUCUUCUCCCUUCCACGCUCAACAGCUCAAGAUUUUCUUCCCACCCUCUGAGCUCUGUCUAUUUCUCCCUUUGCCCGAGACGAAAAUAUUUGAGGUAAUCCAACCUCCUCUUCUUUGUUUGUGAAAAUUUUCGGCUUUGUGAUUAGAAAAUACCACGAAAGACAAAGACAGCAAAAUUAAAAGGAAAAUAACAAACUAAAAGAAGGAAAGAAAAGAAAGAUGCAGCAGCCAGCGUCCAUGAUCCCUGUGAUGCCUUCAUUUCCACCCACUAACAUCACUACUGAGCAGAUUCAGAAGUAUCUUGACGAAAACAAAAAGUUGAUUCUAGCAAUAUUGGACAAUCAACACCUGGGAAAGCUUGCUGAGUGUGCUCAGUAUCAGGCCCAACUUCAAAAGAAUCUGAUGUAUUUAGCUGCAAUUGCUGAUGCUCAACCACAGACGCCAGCAAUGCCUCCCCAGAUGGCUCCGCACCCUGCGAUGCAACAGGGAGGAUAUUUUACGCAACAUCCUCAGGCUGCAGCGAUGAUGCAGCAAUCAGGUAUUUUUCCUCCAAAGAUGCCAAUGCAGUUCAAUAAUCCACACCAGAUGCAGCAGGAUCAGCAACAACAGCAACAACAACAGCAGCAGCCGCAGCAGCAGCAGCAGCAACAACAACAACAACAACACCACCAACAGCAACUGCAUCAGCAGCAGCAAGCAGCAAUCCAUGCGCAAAUGGUAAUGAGACCGGCUGGGACCAACAAUGGUAUGCAUCCAAUGCAUCACGUUGAGGCUACUGUUGGUGCAGGAGGCAGUGUUGGGCCUAAUUCAGCUGCUGGCCCAAACGAAGGGCGUGGCGGUGGCAAACAAGAAGGUUCUGAAGCUGGGGCAGCUGGCGCAGAUGGUCAGGGGACCUCAGCUGCUGGAGAUGGAGAGGACCCCAAGUGACAAGGCCCUGUUAGUCAUUCCAUAUGGAUGCAUGUGGAUGUUGAUAAUAGAUGGUUUUGUACUUUUAUGCUCUUGACAAUCUUGCUUAAAAUUUAGUGGUUACAGAUUAGGUAGGUAAGAGUCUGAGUUAUGAGUCUCUUGGCAUGCAGUGAGUCGUGUGUUGAAAUGGAACUAGCAGUAGGAAAGUGAAGGUUUGGAAUGGAAGCUAGUGGUAUGCUGUAAUUUAUGUAUGUCAAAUAGUAGUAGGUUAAGAAGUCAUCACUCUGUUCCAAAAGUUGCUUGUCUCAGCAAUAAGUUUUGAUAAUUUAUCGUUUAGUUUCUUAGAA
Messenger RNA from Cannabis sativa, 1535 nucleotides. Its product is annotated as GRF1-interacting factor 3. Gene Ontology annotation, molecular function: transcription coactivator activity. NCBI's taxonomy places the organism in Eukaryota, Viridiplantae, Streptophyta, Magnoliopsida, Rosales, Cannabaceae. Gene Ontology annotation, cellular component: nucleus. The transcript has 6 exons. Gene Ontology annotation, biological process: positive regulation of transcription by RNA polymerase II; cell population proliferation; leaf development. Bases 502 to 1209 code for a protein of 235 amino acids. The record is from RefSeq and is a predicted model, not a curated record.